Messenger RNA from Octopus bimaculoides (California two-spot octopus), 1392 nucleotides. Its product is annotated as sodium channel and clathrin linker 1-like. NCBI's taxonomy places the organism in Eukaryota, Metazoa, Mollusca, Cephalopoda, Octopoda, Octopodidae. The record is from RefSeq and is a predicted model, not a curated record.
AUGUAUAUGAAUAUGCUUAAUGAGAGAAUGGAAGCCGUGGAACAGUUUUGUGCUGCUGAUCCUCAGGCUGAUUUGCAGAGAGUGUGCGAAAAUGGUGGACGACAUGUAUUGAAUGUUGAAAAUGGCCAAAUGUCCAGAGGUGCUCUUUCAGAAGCGGGUGUGCCUGCUGGUGGUCAAGGGGCAGUUUUGAGUCCUGGACGGAAUCAUGAGGCUCCAAUAUUUAGGCCCAGAUCCAGCGAAGUGCAAGGCAACAGUAGAAUUUCUAUUAAGAAGAAGCCACAAGAAUUUGACGGAAAAGUGUCAUGGGAAGCCUACUGUGUCCUGUUUGAGAUAAAGGUUGACCAGAAUGGUUGGAACAGUAGGCAAAGAGCAGUUCAGCAUGCUGCUAGUCUAAAGGGUGCUACAGUAAAAGUGUUGAGCCAGUUGUCAGUGGAGGACAGAAGCCGUUACUCUUCAUUAGUUGAAAUGUUACAAAGAAGAUAUGGCACUAUGUACCAGAGUGAAGUGUACAGGGCACGAAUUCGGAGUUGUUGCUUGGAUGACGCUCAGGUGUUGCGGUUGAGGCGGAUGCAAGUGAGGUAUGCAGAGGACCUAAACCUUGGUUGCACAGAUCUGGUGGAAGACAAGAAAAAUGUUCAGCAAAUUGUGGAAAAUGCAAUUCUAGAUAAAGAUUUGGCCAAACACGUUUCUACACAAAAAGAACAGAUCAUCUGUUUACAGAAAGUCGUUGAUGACUUGAUGGAAGAUGUUGGCAAAGCGACCAGAAAAGAUGUAGAUGAUGUGAAAUCUCUUCUCAAUGUCAGGAUUGUAAAACUAAAUAAAAAGGUCCACUUCUUUGAAAUGGAACGUUCUGAGAGAGAAAUUGAUAUGAGAAGGUGUCCUGGAGAUAAAAGAAAUGUUGAGUCAGAAUUACAAAACGUCCAUCAAAACUUUGUAGAGAAGACUAAGUCUCUCAAAGAAGUCAAAGAAAAGCUUACACCGUGUUUAAAAGAAGCUUUAAAAUCUAAAGAUGACACUGAGAGGAAGCUUGACAAAUUUGAACAUCAGCAAGAACGUGAUAGGGAAAACUUGGACCAGAAAAUAGAUCUUUUAAUGAAAGAAAAUGAAAAAACUAAAGGAGUAAGCGUCUUCGAAGAGAUACAGCGUAACCUGCGUAAAAGCAUUGCUGUUAUGAAAAAGGAAAUGUCUUUCAACUCACAAGAUUUUUAAUUGAAACUGCAGAGUUUUGAAGAUGGAAAUCAUUACACUAUGGUAGAAUUAAAGAAGCUUCUCAAUUCAAAGAAAAUAAUUAGCAGAAGAUGGAAAGAAGAAUGCAGUACAAUCGCAAAGAAAUACGGUGAGAAAAUAGUUCAAAUUCAAUCUGAGCUGAAGUUACAAAACUCGCAAUUCUGA